UCAGAGCUAGCUGUUGGCAAGUUUUUCUAGCCCAGAAAGAGACACAUUAUCACGGAAUGCUAAGUCUUCCCCUAAAUUCUGCUAUGGAACCAGAACCCACAAGCUCAGAAAGCAAAGGCAUUAAUUGGGACAUAAAUGAUAUGAAGCUUCCGCAGGAUCCAGAACAAACUGAUUGGUUCCAGGAGUGGCCUGAUUCAUAUGUAAAGCACAUUUACAGCUCCUCCAGUAGAAAUGCACAGAGACAUUUAAGUGGGUGGGCAAUGCGGAACACCAAUAAUCACAACUCACGUAUUCUGAAGAAGUCCUGCCUUGGUGUUCUUGUGUGUAGCAGUGACUGUACAGCCCCGGAUGGAAGAAAGGUAUAUCUGAGGCCUGCUAUAUGUGACAAGGCACGGCAAAAGCAGCAAAGUAAAAAUUGCCCAAAUUGCAGUGGACCUUUGAAAUUAAUUUCUUGCCGGGGUCACGGUGGAUUUCCAGUUACCAAUUUCUGGAGGCAUGAAGGGCCAUACAUAUAUUUUCAGACAAAGGGAGUUCACGACCACCCAAAGCCAGAAACAAAACUUGAGUCAGAAAGUAGAAAGGCUGUGCAUAAGAAGCGGACUGCAAUUGUAACCACCACCCUUGGACUAAAAAGGAGCAGGAAUGAUGAGGCUCUCGCAGGUGAAAAAUCUGAUCAGGAGAACCAACCUGGCCGGCAGGACUCUCAAGCUCUGCUAUAUGAUUUCAAUGACAUGGAUAUGGAUCACUCGGAAACAGAGAACAUGCUCAACAACUGCCUUACCAACUAUCAUUUUGGGAAGGAUUCAAAUCAGGGGGAAAAUAUAAGUGACCCAGUAUGGAGCAAAAAUCUGAGCAGAGACACCCAGAAUGACAGCAAUCAAUGCAUUGGAGGCGAGUUUAUAAGUUCGGCUAUGGAAUUUGAUUUUUACAGUGAAGAUCAACAAAUGUGGAGCAAAGUUUUCUUUUCCAAAAAUCCACAUACACAACCACUAGAAUACCAAUGUUGGGAAAAAUCACCUUUGCAUAGCUGCCAUGCCUUAAAUAACCAACACAUUUCCAAUGCGGAACCUUCAAUAAUGGAUGGCCUUCUAAACUUUAAAUCCAACGUGGAUGAUGUACAUGAAGCAAUGUUGCAAGUGAACCAUAACAAUAGUGUAUCUUCAUCAGCAGUCUACCGCCUCUGCCAGGAGGACUCCUAUAUACAUAGAUACAAUCCCAAUCAUUUUUCUCCAAUCCUAUAACUGAGUUUAAGGAGUGAAAGAAGGUCCUCAUUCAUUUUUCUAAUGACACCAUCAGCUCAUGGAUUGCCUGUAGUAAUGAGUAACUUUUCUGAAUAGCUUCUGUUUUAUUACCCAUUUGUUUUUAUACUGUCAGCGCAUGAAAAGACUAUUGCUGGAACUGUUUUGGCUUGUUUCCCCUGCAGUAAUUAUAAAGUAGAAUGAAAGAAAAAUAUUAUAUCACCCUUUUCUUCAUCGUAUUUCAUCUGUGGUGGAGAGGCACAUCUCUAAUGUUUAUGAAAUUGUACGAAUGUUCCGCCACUGAAAAACAUAAAUCACUUUGAGAAUAGUUGAGUCACACUUGGUGCGAGGAAAUCAAACCACAUUUUAUUUUUGUCAAAAAAACUUAUGUGACUAUUUUAAAAGCAUUUUAUACGUUUCUGUUAUCACCGCUCAAAAGAAUUCUUGUUUUAUUUGGUGUUUAUGAAAACAUUUAGAUGCAGGAUAAACACUGAAUAACCUCUCCUAUAAUCUGAAACAACAGAGUUGUUUUAUGGCCACCCACUGCACAAAUGAAAGGCACAGAAACAAUACACAUUUAUUGUUUUAAAAAAAUUGUGAAUUGAUGGGAGAGAGAGAGAGAGUAAGAAACAUUUAUAUAAACAUCUGUAUUAGAGAUAAAAAAAAGGAUUUUUUUCAAGAUUAAUCCCAGCAAGAUUCAAGAUUCCAAUUCAUAUAUUCGUGGGUCAUCUAAUUCCAAUCAACCUACCUUAUGGUGACCAUUAACUUAAGGGCUUUCUUUUUUAUUAUAUAUAUGUGUGUGUGUAUGACUGGUUUAACUACCUAUGCUUCAUGAAUUUAGUGGCCAUGUGAUGGUGACAUACAUUUGUGACACCACUUUUGGUAGGUGAUCCAGUUCAAUGCAUCUCUUUCUUCAUUUCAGGUGUUUUGCUCUAAUGGACAAUAAUGUGAAUUUUAUCCAGUCCUAAUUGCCUGCAUUAUUGCUUCUGCCCCUAAAGAAGACCCCAGUAAUUUUCCACGGGUUGAAAUGCAUUGGCUUUGUCCUAAAGUAGCUAUCAAUAAAGUCAUUAACUUGUAA
Xenopus laevis (African clawed frog) is the source of this 2316-nucleotide messenger RNA. It is a transcript of the gene gcm1.S, whose product is annotated as glial cells missing transcription factor 1 S homeolog. Gene Ontology annotation, biological process: DNA-templated transcription; regulation of DNA-templated transcription; regulation of transcription by RNA polymerase II. Gene Ontology annotation, molecular function: DNA binding; DNA-binding transcription factor activity, RNA polymerase II-specific; RNA polymerase II cis-regulatory region sequence-specific DNA binding. Gene Ontology annotation, cellular component: nucleus. NCBI's taxonomy places the organism in Eukaryota, Metazoa, Chordata, Amphibia, Anura, Pipidae. The record is from RefSeq and is marked provisional.